AUGGAGGAUUUGAGGAAGCUGCCAUACUUGCAAGCAGUUGUGAAGGAGACGCUGAGAAAAGAGUCCAUAGCGCCGCUUGCAAUACCACACGAAACUGUGGAGGAGUGUAAGGUGAUGGGCAUCACCAUCCCAGCGAAAUCAUCAUUGCUUUUUAAUCUGCACAGCGUCUGCAACGAUCCUGGAGCAUGGAAAGAGCCCGAUCAGUUUAUGCCGGAGAGAUUUCUGGGUAAUAUGGAUUCUGACAAGGUGAGAAUGUGGUAUCUACCGUUUGGAGCCGGAAGACGAGUAUGUGCUGGAAUGGACCUUGCUAACGUUCAUGUUCCCAUCACUCUGGCCAAUUUAUUGGUUAAAUUUGAGUGGACAUGUGUGAAGGAAGGGAAUCCUCCAGACCUAACCAGGCAUAUUCCUUCCUUCAUCUUGGAAAUGAAAUAUCCAUUGGAGGCUCGCAUAACUUACCGUUAG
This is a messenger RNA of Cryptomeria japonica (Japanese cedar), 462 nucleotides long. Its product is annotated as (S)-canadine synthase-like. The coding region runs from base 1 to 462 and encodes 153 amino acids. NCBI's taxonomy places the organism in Eukaryota, Viridiplantae, Streptophyta, Pinopsida, Cupressales, Cupressaceae. Gene Ontology annotation, molecular function: oxidoreductase activity, acting on paired donors, with incorporation or reduction of molecular oxygen; iron ion binding; heme binding. The transcript has a single exon. The record is from RefSeq and is a predicted model, not a curated record.